Microdochium trichocladiopsis is the source of this 438-nucleotide messenger RNA. RefSeq lists its product as uncharacterized. The transcript has a single exon. The record is from RefSeq and is a predicted model, not a curated record. Lineage: Eukaryota; Fungi; Ascomycota; Sordariomycetes; Xylariales; Microdochiaceae. The coding region runs from base 1 to 438 and encodes 145 amino acids.
AUGCUUGCCCAAUACAAGGCCCUAGGCUGCACGUCCGCCGACCCGGCCUGCCUCUGCCGCAACGUCAACUUCGGUAACGGCCUCCGCGAUUGCUCCAACAGCACGUGUGGCUCGGCCAUCGGCUCGACGGUCAUUGCCUUUGGCUCCUCGAUGUGCUCCAUAGCCACCGCCGCCAAGACGACAUUUCCCGCCACGUCUACCACCACUAGCAUCGCCAGCCUUCCGCCCUGCGGACAGACCUGCAUGAACAACCUGAUUGCGCAGUACUCGGCUCUGGGCUGUUCUAAGCCCGAUCCGGCUUGUCUGUGCCGUAAUGUCAACUUCGGCAAUGGAAUUCGGGAUUGUUCCAAUGGUGCGUGCGGGACGGCCGUGGCUUCCACCGUCAUUUCGUUUGGCUCGUCGUACGGUACGUGGGCAACCACGGCACCCAAAUUAUAA